Penaeus vannamei (Pacific white shrimp) is the source of this 1878-nucleotide messenger RNA. Lineage: Eukaryota; Metazoa; Arthropoda; Malacostraca; Decapoda; Penaeidae. The record is from RefSeq and is a predicted model, not a curated record.
AUGUCAAGAGUUCCUGCCCGCUCCCUAUAUACAGAGGUUCUUUUACAGGUCAACUCGUGUGGAGGGUAUGGGCCAUAUGUUGACCUGGUGUCCCCGCCACCAUCGUGGCCGAGGCCUUCCUCACUGCCGCCACAGGCGGACUCCACGCGACGCGAAUCCUUCCAGGAGCUAGCCCCCGACCCAAGGCCUCCCAAGGACCAGGAAGCCAAGGGCCCGACCAGGAGCCAGGGUCCCGACCAGGAGCCAAGGACCCCGACCCAAGGGUCCCGACCAGGGCAGGGUCCGAGGAGCCAAGGACCCCGACCAUCCCGAGGAGCCAAGGACCCGACCGGAGCCAAGGUCAGGAGCCAAGGCGUUCCCGACCAGGAGCCAAGGACAGCCCCAAGGCCCGACCAGGAGCCAAGGACCCGACCAAGCCAGGAUCCCAAGGAGCAAGGGUCCCCGACCAGGAGCCAAGGUCCGACCAGGAGCAAGGACCAGGAGCCAGGUCCCGACCAGGAGCCAAGGGACAGGAGCAGACCCCGACCAGGAGCAAGGACCCCGACGACCAAGGACCGCAGGCAAGGACCCCGACCAGGAGCCAAGGACCCCGACCAGGAGCCAAGGACCCCGACCAGGAGCCAAGGAGACCAGGAGCCAAGGGACCCCGACCAGGAGCCCCGACCAGGAGCCAAGGACCCGACCAGGAGCCAAGACCCCGACCAGGAGACCAAGGACCCCCGGACAGGAGCCCAAGGACCCCGACCAGGAGCCAAGGGGACCCCCGAACCAGGAGCCAAGGACCCCCCGACCAGGAGCCAAGGACCCACCAGGAGCCAAGGGUCCCGACCAGGAGCCAAGGGUCCCGAUCAGAGCCAAGGACCGACCAGGAGCCAAGGACCCCGACCAGAAGGGCCAAGGACCCCGACCAGGAGCCAAGGGUCCCGACCAGGAGCAGGGACCCCCAAGAGCCAAGGACCCCGACCAGAGCCAAGGAGGAGCCCCCCCGACCAGGAGCCAAGGGUCCCGACCAGGAGCCAAGGCCCGACAGGAGCCAGGACCCCCGACCAGGAGCCAAGACCCGACCAGGAGCCAAGGACCCCGACCAGGAGCAAGGAGCCCGAAGGAGCCUCCCGACCAGAGCCAAGGGCCCCGACCAGGAGCCAAGGACCCCGACCAGGAGCCAAGGACCCCGACCAGGAGCCAAGGACCCGACCAGGAGCCAAGGACCCCGACCCAGGAGCCAAGGACCCGACCAGGAGCCAAGGGCCCCGACCAGGAGCCAAGGACCCGACCAGGAGCCAAGGGUCCCGACCAGGAGCCAAGGACCCGACCAGGAGCCAAGGACCAGGAGCCAAGGACCCCGACCAGGAGCCAAGGGCAGACCAGGAGCCCCCCGACCAGGAGCCAAGGGCCCCGACCCAGGAGCCAAGGACCCGACCAGGAGCCAAGGACCCCGACCAGGAGCCAAGGACCCCGACCAGGAGCCAAGGGCCCCGACCAGGAGCCAAGGACCCCGACCAGGAGCCAAGGGCCCCGACCAGGAGCCAAGGCCCCGACCAGCCCAGGGCCCCGACCAGGAGCCAGGGCCACCAAGGGGACCAGGAGCCAAGGACCCCGACCAGGAGCCAAGGGCCCGACGGAGCCCCGACCAGGAGCCAAGGGCCCCGACCAGGAGCCAAGGAACCCCGACCAGGAGCCAAGGGUCACACCCCCCCUGCGAAGUCUCGUUCGGCGAGGCGUUGCCAUGAAUCAGCGGCCGGAGACAUAACGAGAAAUGCCUAUUACCUCAUGGCGCGACUGCACGACACGCGCAGACGCCAGUCCGAGGCUCCGCGGAUGGAAUAUUCAUCACGAAAAAAGAGGAAAUUCAAGAAAGCCUCUUUGGCCAUUGCAUAA